This is a messenger RNA of Penicillium antarcticum, 1119 nucleotides long. RefSeq names its product cysteine synthase A. NCBI's taxonomy places the organism in Eukaryota, Fungi, Ascomycota, Eurotiomycetes, Eurotiales, Aspergillaceae. The record is from RefSeq and is a predicted model, not a curated record. The transcript is spliced from 2 exons. Gene Ontology annotation, molecular function: cysteine synthase activity. The coding region runs from base 1 to 1119 and encodes 372 amino acids. Gene Ontology annotation, cellular component: cytoplasm.
AUGUUCCGUCAAAGUGUGAGGCGAUUCGCCACUACAGCAGUGCGCGCUGCGACUGAGGGCUCCACUGCCUAUUGUACUAAGGUGUCAACCGCCCAGGGCGUCGUCAAUGGAUUGACCGAGGCAAUUGGCAACACACCACUUAUCCGAUUGAAAAAGCUCUCUGAGCAGACCGGCUGCAAUGUUCUUGGAAAGGCCGAAUUUCAGAACCCCGGCGGUAGCGUGAAGGACCGAGCAGCGCUCUUCGUCGUCAAGGAUGCUGAAGAGAAAGGUCUUCUCCAACCUGGCGGUACAGUGGUUGAGGGAACAGCGGGUAACACCGGAAUUGGUCUUGCACACGUGUGUCGGUCCAAGGGCUAUAAGCUCGUGAUCUACAUGCCCAAUACCCAGUCGCAGGGCAAGAUUGACCUCCUCCGCUUGUUGGGCGCGGAGGUGUACCCUGUCCCCGCAGUAGCAUUUGACAACCCUCAGAACUAUAACCAUCAGGCUCGCCGUCACGCCGAGUCAUUGGACAACGCAGUCUGGACCAACCAGUUCGACAACACUGCCAACCGUCAAGCUCACAUUGCAACCACUGGUCCCGAGAUCUGGGCGCAGACCGCUGGCAAGAUCGACGCCUUCACUUGUGCUACUGGAACUGGUGGUACUCUUGCAGGUAUCACCCGCUACUUAAAGGAAGCCAGUGACGGACGGGUUAAGAGUUUCCUGGCCGAUCCCCCUGGCAGUGUCCUGCAUAGCUAUAUCCAGAGCGGCGGCAAUCUUAUCGACCGUUCUGGUAGCAGUAUCACUGAGGGUAUUGGUCAGGGCCGUGUCACCGACAACCUCCAGCCCGAUAUCGGUCUGCUUGAUGGCUCGGUGAACAUCAGUGACGAGAAGACCAUCGAGAUGGUCUACCGCUGCCUUGAUGAAGAGGGUCUUUACCUCGGUGCCAGUUCUGCUAUGAAUGUUGUGGCUGCCAAGGAGGUUGCUGAAAAGAUGGGCAAGGGCAACACCGUUGUGACCAUUCUCUGUGACGGCGCUUAUCGGUACGCGGACCGCCUGUUCUCUAACACCUGGCUCGAGAGCAAGAAUCUCCGUGGUUCCAUUCCCCAGCACUUGGAGAAGUACAUUGUGUUGCCUUAG